CCUCUGAGUCGGGUGCACCCACCGGCCCCCGCCGUUCACUCGGAUGGCCUUCCCGGAGCUGCUGCGGCAGUGUCUGGCGCCGAAGGAGCGGGGCGCCGCGGAGGGGCGGCUGCUGGAGCUGAGGGCAACGGAGCCGGCCCAGUUCGCCGUGGGCUGUGCGCAGGCGCUGCAAGAUGCACAGCUGCCCGCGGAGGUGCGGCAGAUGGCCGCGUGGUUGCUGCGGGGCGCGCUGCCCCUGACCGGCGCCGCAGCGGCGGUUCCGCUGCAGGCGGCCCUUCUGCAGGCCUUGGAGUCCCCGGCCCUGUGCCGGGCCGCCGCGCUCUGCUGCGCGAAGAUGCCGUGGCCCCAGCUGGUGCCGCAGCUCCUGCAGCUGGGCCAGCGAGGCUUUGGCAAGGAGGCGCUCAAGGCCAUGGCGCUCCUGGCGGAGGAGGGUGCCGCUUCGUCGUCCUCCGCGGCGUCCAUGGCAGAGGCGGCGCUGAAAGCCCUCCAGGCCCCGGACCUGGCGACGCGCCUGGCGGCAGUAGAGGCGCUUACCGCUUUGCUCCCCAAGGCCGCUGGGUCUGAGCAGGCGGUGCUGGCGGCGGCGCUGGGCGCGGCGAAGGCCUCGGAGCUGCGCCUCGAGGCGCUCAGCGGCCCGGCCAGCGGAGCGGAGAGGCGGAGAAGCGGAGGCGGAGGACUGCUGGAGGUUUGCGCACGGGAGUGCUACGACGUCAUCUCAGGAAGCGACUUACAGCAGCUGGCAGAGGUGGCAGCAGGCUGCGCGUCUGGCUCCGAGCUGGUGGCAUCACAAGCGCUUGAAGUCUGGGAGGCGCUGGCGGCGAAAGAGCUGGAGAUGGCGCAGAGAUCCCGAGGCCUGCUGGGGCAGGCAGCGCCUCUGUUGCUGCCGUUGCUGCAGCAGGGCCUGCAGCGGAAGCCGGAGGAUCCAGGUUGGCAGGAACGGUCCACACUGCAAGACUCGGCCCGAGCGUGCCUCAUGGCGACUGCAAAGGUGCUGGGGGAUGCGGUUCUGCAGCCCAUCCUGGCCUUUGCCUCGACCGCCAUGGGAUCUGAGGAUAUGUGGCAGCGACGUGCCGCUUUGCUCGCCUUUGGAGCAGUGCAGGAUGGCCCAAGCGCGCCAACCCUCCAGCCCUUGGUUCAGAUGGCGCUGCCGCGGCUACUGGAGGCGCUGACGGCGCCCUCGGUGGAGGCCUCCAGCGCUUUCUGGGCCUUGGGACGGCUACUGGAGCUGCACCCCGCAGCGGUGCCCGAUGACGCCCAGGCCCGGAUCUUCGAGGUGGCGGUGCUGCGUUUGACGGAGCCAUGCCUGGCUGAGCAGCUGUGCUAUUGCCUGGAUGGCGUAGUGGACCAACAGGCGGCGGUCCUGGAGCCACGCCUCUUCGGCACGGUGGCGGAGAGUUUGCUGAAGGGCGCUCAGGUCGCAGACCCCCACAGUCGCGCGCACCUGGCGCUCUUUGGAUGCCUCAACGAGCUUUUGGCCCGCGCUGCGGAGGACUGCUUGCCCCAGAUGGAGUUGGUCCUGGAGGAGGUGAUGCGACGGGCCGAUGUGGAGCUGUCGCGCGGGCCAGUUUCGCGGAGCCUCCUCAGCUGCCUGCGGGUGGUGCUGCAGCGCGUCUCCGAAAGGUCAAAGAGGUGUGGCCCGGCGCUGGGGGCGUUGCUGGACCGCAGCCUGCGCUUGGACCCCACGGAGGAGGAAGCGCUUCGAGCUAUUGGAUCGCUGGCAGCAUUGGGAGACGCCCAGGCGGUGGUUGCGUUGUGGCCCUUCCUCCUGUCCGCGCUGCGCGUGGACCUCCCUGAUCCCUGCCUGGCCGCCAUUUCCGCAGUGACCGACGUGGCCAAGGCGCUGGGGGAGUGCUUCGCGCCUUUGGGCGCCAGCGCGGUGGAGGCGCUGGCAGCCGUGGCGAAAGCUGGUGGGCGCUUGGGGCUGCGGGCCACGCAAGGCCUCAGCGCCAUCUUUGAGGUCCUGGGCCGGCACACGCCGCACCUCCCGGAGCUGCUGGCGCUGCUUCAGUCGCUGGCAGGGCCGAAGCUGGAGGAAUUCGAGCGGAGCCAAGGUGCCGUCCAUGAGUCGCAAGAGCUUUUGGAGGUGGUGUUGUUGGCGCAUGAAGCUCUGCUAUGCCAAGGCGACUCGGCGGCGCUGGCGGGGUCCGCGGGCUUCGCUCUGCGGCUGCUGCCGGCCAUGCGCACGGCCAAGGCACGGCGGGGCGCGCUGAAGCUGCUGCGGCACUUGGCGCAGGAGGCGCCGCUGGAGCUGCGGGCCUUCUUGGCCCAGGGCGCUGCCCGCAGCUGCGCCACGGAGCUGGUGAUGAUGGGAGCGGCUUCCCCCAACUCUGCGCUGCGAGAGGCGGCCAACACCGUGCGCGCAUUGCUGUGAGCUACGCUUCGUGUACUAUCUGAUGUCUUGCUCGACUGGGAGCGCCGGGAGAUCUCGCCAAAACUCAUCCAGCAUGCCCGGGUGAAACAUGCGCCGCCCAGCACGGAACACGCCAGGCCCUGAAGGACACGCGUGCGAUGUGGAGACUCCUACUUGCGCAAUGUGGCAACUUGGAGCACUGGUUUGGGCGCAUGGUUGCGCAUUUUGUAUCAGACGCCUACGGAGGACUUGGGUCAAGUGACGAGCCAUGCGCGCGUGGGCC
Molecule: messenger RNA, 2633 nt
Organism: Effrenium voratum
Lineage: Eukaryota; Dinophyceae; Suessiales; Symbiodiniaceae
Source: the annotation of a GenBank genome assembly